Messenger RNA from Saccostrea cuccullata (small rock oyster), 897 nucleotides. RefSeq lists its product as uncharacterized. The transcript has 5 exons. The record is from RefSeq and is a predicted model, not a curated record. Lineage: Eukaryota; Metazoa; Mollusca; Bivalvia; Ostreida; Ostreidae. The coding region runs from base 108 to 743 and encodes 211 amino acids.
GUUGACGCGAUAAAUUGAACAAGACUGUAAAUGUAGACGAACAAAGAUUAAAACUGCAAGUGUUAAGAAUGACCUACUGACCUAGAAACAAUGCUGCAGAAAACAAGAUGGUAGCCCAGAUUGUGACCUGCCUUCUGCUGCUAUGGCAACCAGAGUUCUCCUUUCCACAGAGAACCAGGAACUACCAGUUGGAGGACAGUUGUUUUGUGGAUCCAGUGACCAUUAGUCUGGAUGAGACGGUCAUCAUUAAGGGGGGAGGGACAGUCAGUCCGAAGCCGAUCGGGAUCCAGUGUAAGAUCACGGUGCGGACCGAGGCCAAGUAUGAGCUGCAGACCCGAGUCCAGUUCUUCAACUGCCGGGAGCCCUCCGUCAUCCUCUCGCUCUAUGCCAACACCAAUAACAUUUAUAACUGUGACAACUACCCCCGCUCUCCUAUGACCAUGACCUUCACCGGUACCCAGGUGAUUGUGGAUCUGAAGAAGGGUGACCCUACAGCCAUGCAGUACUCGUUUGAUAUCAGCAUCACCCCCAGACAGAAGCCGUAUUCACCGGAUACCACGGAGUCAGUGGCGGCCGGACUGAUCGUCGGAAUUGUCUUCGGAAUUUUCUUCUUUCUUGUCGUGGGAGCCAUCAUUAUAGCGUGCUGCUACAGACGAGCCCAGGAACUAAAACGCAUGGCGAUGUACAACAAUUCUAAUGCUACCGCUGGAGGACGCAGCUGGACCAAUGGGGAUAUCAAAUAACUACGAGGCCUACUAAAGAACUGAUAUUUGACCUGAUGAAAAAAUAUUUCUAACAAAUUAUCAAUUUGAACAUUACAUUUCAUAUUUCUGGGGUGAAAAUAUUAAUGAUCGAAGCUAAUAAUAUAUACUAAAAUACACUUUUAGUGGAUAAUAA